AUGACUAUCACUCAAGAUGUGUUGGAAGAUGUUGACCAAUAUGAAGCUCAACCUGCACCAACAGAAUUUGAAGCAGAAGGCCAAGCCACCGUGGAUGACCUUCGUGAAAUAAAUCUGGGUGAUGAAGGAGAAAACAAACCAACCUUCAUUAGUGCAAAUUUAAAGGAAAAAGAAGCUCGGCAAUAUAUUUCCUUUUUAAGGGAGUAUCAUGACAUAUUCGCAUGGAACUACAGUGAGAUGCCUGGUCUUAAUCUAGAGAUUGCAGUCCAUAAGCUUGCAAUUCACCCUGAGAAACGGCCAGUUAAACAGCCUCAGAGGCGAACUCGACCAGAGCUUACAGCCCAAAUUGAAGCCGAAGUCGAUAAGCUUAUCAAUGCAGGAUUCAUCAGAGAAGUCAAAUAUCCAACCUGGCUAGCAAACAUAGUGCCAGUCAAGAAAAAAAAAUGGUCAAAUCAGGGAUACAAUCAAAUCCGAAUGGCACCUAAAGAUGAAGAAAUGACUGCAUUCAGGACUCCGAGAGGAGUCUUUUGCUAUAAGGUAAUGCCUUUUGACCUGAAAAAUGCUGGGGCCACGUAUCAAAGGGCGAUGACUGUAAUUUUUGGUGAUAUGCUCCAUGACACCAUCGAAUGCUAUGUUGAUGAUCUUGUCAUCAAGACAAAUGAAAAAGAAAACCAUGUGGAAGAUUUGAGAAAAAUCUUCGAACGUUUGAGGAGGUACAAACUCAAGAUGAACCCACUAAAAUGUGCAUUUGGAGUUUCAUCAGGAAAAUUUCUUGGGUUUGUGGUUCGAAACAAAGGGAUUGAAAUUGACCCUACCAAGAUUAAAGCCAUUGCCGAAAUGCCUCCUCCACGAAAUUUAAGGGAAUUGAAGGGGCUACAAGGGAGAUUGGCCUAUAUCAGAAGAUUUAUUUCUAACUUGGCUGGUCGAUGUUUGCCGUUCUCAAGAUUGAUGAAAAAGGGUGUUCCAUUUGAAUGGAAUCAGCAAUGCCAAAAUGCUUUUAAUAGUAUUAAGGAGUAUCUUUUGAAGCCUCCAGUACUUAUGAGCCCAAUAAAAGGAAAACCACUUUUGUUGUAUACAACAGCCUUGGAUGGUUCGUUAGGGGCAUUGUUGGCACAACAUAAUGAGCAUGAGAAAGAAAAUGCCUUGUAUUACUUGAGUCGUACUUUGGUUGGGGCAGAGGUCAAUUACUCCCCUAUCGAAAAGACAUGUCUUGCCUUGGUGUUCGCCUUACAAAAACUAAAGCACUAUGUCUUUGAACACGAAGUCAAGUUGAUAUCAAUAGCAGACCCCUUGAAAUAUAUACUUUCACGGCCCAUACUUUCAGGGAAAAUUGCAAAGUGGGCUGUAAUUCUCCAACAAUUCGCAAUAGAAUAUGUUCCCCAAAGAGCUGUAAAGGGGCAGGCUCUAGCAGAUUUUUUGGCAGCACAUCCUAUACCUGAUGACUCACCUCUAGUAACUGAUUUACCAGAUGAAGAGGUUAUGCAAGUAGAAAUUCAGAAAGGAUGGAAGAUGUAUUUUGAUGGAGCUUCAAGGAGUCCAGAUGGCAAAAAGCAAGAAAAUCCUAAAAACAAUAAAGCUGGAAUUGGAAUUGUGUUUGUGACUUCAGACAACGCUAUAAUCACCCAUUCUUUCGCCUUAAGUGAAGAAUGCUCCAAUAAUGAGGCAGAAUAUGAAGCUGUAAUUGCUGGAUUAGAAUUGGCAUUACAAAUUCCUAUUGAAGAACUCUCAAUUUAUGGAGAUUCGGAACUGGUGGUAAAGCAACUCCGUGGAGAAUACAUUGUUAAGAAAACAAAUCCCAUCCUGUAUCAUGAAAGGGCUGAUCAAUUGCUUUCGCAAUUCAGAAAAACACAUAUUUUCCAUGUGAAGAGAAGAACAAAUGCUCGAGCUGAUUCACUUGCAAGUUUGGCUGCAUCACUCACCCUACCAGAUAGCAAAACAAUUACUAUCACAGUAGGUGAAAGAAGGGUGUUACAACCUUUAAAAGAGGUUUCCGACUUGGUUCCAAUCUUGGUUGUCACCACGAAAGGAGAAAACGAGGAAGAUUGGCGGGAACCAUUCAUAGCUUACCUCCAACAAGAAAUACAUGCAGGUGUAUGUGGGGCACACCAAAGUGGUCCUAAAUUACAUAUGCAGCUAAAACGGUUGGGAUACUAUUGGCCGACUAUGAUUGCAAAUUGCAUAGAUUAUGCUCGAAGAUGCCAAGUUUACCAAUUCCAUGGGAACUUUCUCCACCAACCCCCAAAGCCUUAA
This is a messenger RNA of Camellia sinensis, 2250 nucleotides long. RefSeq lists its product as uncharacterized. The record is from RefSeq and is a predicted model, not a curated record. Gene Ontology annotation, molecular function: RNA-DNA hybrid ribonuclease activity; nucleic acid binding. NCBI's taxonomy places the organism in Eukaryota, Viridiplantae, Streptophyta, Magnoliopsida, Ericales, Theaceae.